GCGCAGUGACCCACCCAGGCCGAGACAAGCCCCCUUCCUUGUUGUUCCACUCAGAGCUGGUGGCGGUUCAGCCGCUCUGCUGCUGUAGAGAGCGCUUUACUGCGUGUGUGCGAGGGCGCUUUAGACAGACUGCUGGACACAUGCACUGGCCGAGUUUAGUCUGAGGGACGGACCGAGGCUUCCAGCAUGGAGGAGGCAUCUCCAGUCAAGCCAUCCGUGGCAGAACUGGCUGGAAAGUUCAAAGGCCAUGCGCACCCAAUACCAGUGACUGAGGAGAGAAAACAUGUUAGGAGUCCACCGUGCUUUCUGCAGUUACAUAACCAGACGGAUGGUGAGAGCGAGCAGGGGAAACCUGCUGUGCCUCCACAUCCCCAUAAGGGCAAGCUUAAGAGUUCUCCACUAAUUGAGAAACUACAGGCCAACCUCUCUUUGACCCCCACAACACUGGCCCCCUCACCCAAAAGCCCAGAGACGAAGCUGCAGCCUGCGCCUUUCUGCCCCAUCAGCCCCUGUGGCUCAUUAAGCCCCACGCUGCGGCCCCCUCAGCAGCCCGGCGAGGAUGAGGUGCCUGUCAGCUUUGAGCAGCCAGCUGAGGGCACCCCUCUGCCCAACAUAAAUAAGAGUCGAGUCAGGCUGUCCUUCAAGCGGCGACCGCCCACUCGCCAGCACAGAAAGUCAGCAGGUGAGGAGAUUUUGGUAGAUACGCAUGAGAGAAGCACUUCCCCUUGUGCUCCACACAGUCCUGAUAAGAAUGGGGAAGUGUUCAGUGCUCCACAGGAAAUGAAAGAGGAGGACCUACAAGACGCCACUGUUGUGACUGACCAAGACACAGAUCCACAGGAAGGACACAGUGGAGGGGUGAGCCAGGACAAUGGGGGGACUAAAGUUACCCAAGGGAAGGAAGAGGGAGAGGUAACUGUAGCAGAGGGCUCAGACAAACCCCAGCCUACUAACCCUGCAGAGAUCCAACACGAAGAAAAGCCAAGUGAGGAACAAAGUCCAGAGGAGAUGGAACCAGUGGAAGAAGGGGGUGAACUGCUCCCCACAGAAGAGAAUGGGGAACUAAAGGAAAAAAACGUCUGAAGACUGAGAUGGAAAAAUCGUAGCUGCAAAAAGUGUAAAGAUCGAUGGAGGACACAUUCCAAAGGAGGGAAAGAAGACACUGGCUGAAUGAAGAGACUGAACUAUUAUUGUUUUGUGACGAUGGACCUGAAUUAAACCUCUGAUUAAACUGUUGUGUACAGGGUUAGAUUACCAAAUCCAUGAUGUCAAUAAACCUUUCCUUUAACGAGCCCCGUAGCGACUACCAUAGCUAUUAACAUGCCUUGGAUGACUGACCGUGUAGACAGGGGUUUAAGAAUACUAAAAUAUUUUCAUAAAGUGAUCAGAAAAUAAGAUGUUUAUUAACUUUGGGAAGGAUAUGCAGCUGUCCUGAUCAACUGUGCUUUUUUCUCCAUCACUGCUGUCAGUGUACUGAUGUAACUUUUUAAUCUUUCUACUUUCUCUUUCUGAGCUUGUGUAGCUUGCAAAUAUACUGAAAAUGAUAAUUUAAUGCAGACAGAUCAGUUAAUAGACCCUAAUUGCUAUGCAAAGUAUGGACUGUGAUAGAGCACAUUUUAAUGGGGGCAUCUGAGGUGGAUCACUGUGUUCACUCAUUCCUGAUUAAGCUACUUUACUACUGUGCUACACUUGAUGACCAUUUGCUGUAAAAAGAUGAUUAAAUUUUGAUUUUAUAUAAAGAGGUUUGUCAGUUAUAAAUA
Messenger RNA from Pygocentrus nattereri (red-bellied piranha), 1760 nucleotides. RefSeq lists its product as uncharacterized. The transcript has 7 exons. The coding region runs from base 187 to 1083 and encodes 298 amino acids. Lineage: Eukaryota; Metazoa; Chordata; Actinopteri; Characiformes; Serrasalmidae. The record is from RefSeq and is a predicted model, not a curated record.